UUAUAUUAGUGCAGAAACUGUACCUUUAAAAAAAAAUGCCCUUGGAGUCUGCUGGUGAAGAGAAAUAAUACUGUCAGUCAGUUUGACAUGCAGAUGAGUGCCGUCGAUCUUAGCAAAUCACCGCACACUUCACGUCAUGUUGUGGCAGUCACGGGGCCAAACCAGUGCAGUGUGGAGCCACAUGUGGCGGUGGAGGCAGCAGCAAUGGGAGGCCAUACUGCACCCUAUGACAAAAUGGAACCCCACCAGCUGUGUGAGGAGACCUGAAAGUGGCACAUGUCCAGAGAGUUGCGAUGGAGACUUUAGCAGCAAUGGGAGGCCUUACACCGGGACCCAUGACACACUCUGGACCUACGGCAGCAGCAUGAGGAGGCGGUACGGGGGCCAUGGCAGAGUGGCGAAGCAGGAGGAUGAGGAUUGAAGAAGAAGAUCAAUCAUUAGAUUGGGCAGCAGAAGAUAUCUGGAAG
Molecule: messenger RNA, 467 nt
Organism: Staurois parvus
Lineage: Eukaryota; Metazoa; Chordata; Amphibia; Anura; Ranidae
Source: the annotation of a GenBank genome assembly